This is a messenger RNA of Trematomus bernacchii (emerald rockcod), 3257 nucleotides long. It is a transcript of the gene ninl, whose product is annotated as ninein-like. The record is from RefSeq and is a predicted model, not a curated record. Gene Ontology annotation, biological process: microtubule anchoring at centrosome. Gene Ontology annotation, cellular component: centrosome. NCBI's taxonomy places the organism in Eukaryota, Metazoa, Chordata, Actinopteri, Perciformes, Nototheniidae.
GGGAGUCGGUGCUCCGUUACUCUCGGUGUCUCUCGGUGGUUUAACGGUGGACUGUCCGCAGCUGAAGAGACACAUUCAUGGAUAAAACGUGAAGAAACCGGAGAGGAACCGGAGAGGAGGAGCACUUUCAUCCGCGGUGUGUGAUGGAGCAGCACAGUGACUACGUGUCUCAGCUGAAGUUGGAGUUUGACAGCUGUGACUCCACCAGCUCUGGAUUCCUGGACCGAGACGACCUGACGGAGCUCUGCAGGAAACUGAGGCUGGACACACACCUUCCUCUGCUGAUACACACACUGCUGGGGGAGAGGCACCACGCCAGGGUGAACUUUGAGGAGUUUAAGGAAGGCUUCGUGGCCGUUCUGUCUCGCUCUCUGGACUUCAGCACCUCAGAGGACGACAGCAGCUACCUGCAGCCAGUGGUCCCUGAGGAGGUGAAGCCGAAGCUGGUGAAGGGUUCGAAGCGUUAUGGCCGGCGCUCUCGCCCCGACAGCAGCUCCAGCGCCGAGCGGAGAGACGAGGAGGCGCAGGGGUCUGGAGCUGAAGAGGAGGAGGAGGAGGAGGAGGAGGGGAGGAGAGCCAAGCUGAGGCGCUCCACCUCUCUGGAGAGUGUGGAGAGCCUGAAGUCUGAUGAGGAGACAGGAAGUCAGAAGGAGAACGUCCUCGCAGACUUUCAGUCUAAAGGUGUUCAGCAGGAGGAGGCGGAGCCAGGAGGAGGAGUCACACAGGAAAUGGACGAGCUGCUGGACGUCAGAGACUUCCAGAAGGUUCUGCGAGGCUCCGCCCCCUUCUCAUGCUCCGCCCCCUUCUCAUGCUCCACCCCCCUACGAUCAGCUGACCUGCAGAGGACGCCAUACCGGGUUGCUGCGGCGCUGGAAGAGUGCUCGGUCCGCUCCACCUCCCCCUCCCUGCUGACGGCAGCCGGGGGGGGGCAGCGGGUUCUGACCCGGCUGGACGAGGGCUCGGGGUGCACCGGACCUGAGAGGGUGCUCAACCUGUGGAGAGAGGAGGGCAUCAGGAACAGCCGGGACAUCCUGCAGACGCUGGACUUCUCCCUGGAGGAGCGCCUCUCUCUGGUGGAUCUCACUCUGGCUCUGGACAACGAGCUGCUGGUCAGCGGGAACGGGAUCCACCAGGCGGCGCUCAUCUCCUACAAGAACGAGAUCCAGCAUCUGCAGGUGCAGGUGGAGCAGGCCUGCAGGCAGAGGGACAAGAUGAAGGCUGACCUGGAGCAGGCGGAGCAGAGGAACCUGCAGCUGGUGGGGGAGGUGGACGAGAGGCACGCCUGCAUGGAGACCCUCAACCACAGCCGUAUCAGGGAGCUGCAGCAGGGCUUCAGGGAGCGUGUGCAGAGUGUUCGCAGCGAGGCGGAGCAGGAGAACGAGGCGCUGCUGGAGAAGGGCGAGCGAGAGAGAGCAUCUCUGCAGGAGGAACUGAGGCUGCUGCGAGAGAGAGAAGUGCAGCUGGAGGAGGAGCUGAGCAGCACCUCACAGGAGAGCCGUCGUCUGGAGGAGGAUCUGAGAGCAGUGAAGAUGAAACUGAGUGAAGCAGAGAGCACCGUGAACAAACUGCAGAGAGACCUGGACCAGCUGCUGCACCUCAAGUUUGGCAGUUUGGACCCGGUGGCCGCUGGUCUGAGCCACGAGGAGAGAUUCUCUCAGAUCGUCAAAGACUACGAGCUGCAGCUCCGGGAGCUGCGGGACAGGAACGAUGAGCUGAGCUCAGAGGUCGAGCUGCUGAAGAAUCAGAGGAGCGAGAAGAAGAGCCGACGCUCAGCUGGAGACGCUCCUAACUGGUCUCAACAACACAACUCUGACUCUGACGAGUCGGACAUGAAACGCGGUGCGUCUCCUCCGGCCAGGAAGAAGCUGCAGCCAUCAGAUAAGACAGCUCUGUGCUCUCUGGAGGAGGUCUCUGGUCCGGCGCUCAGUAUUCAGACAGAACUUGCCGUGGAGCAGCUGAAGAUGAAACACAACGAGGAUCUGCAGCAGCUGCACAUCCAGCUGGAGACUCAGGUGAACUACUAUGAGCGCAGUCUGGAGGUGAUGAGGCAGAGCAUGGAGGUGGAGCGGAAAGACAUCUCUCAGGCUUUCAAGAUGGAGAUCAGCGAGGUGGAGGAGCAGAAAUCUCAGGUGGAGCAACAGGUGAAGGAGCUGAAGGAGGCGCUGGAGAAACGAGGAAGAGGAGGAGGAGGAGGGUGGAGCCACGAGCAGGAGCGCAAGAUGCAGCGGGAGCGUGCGGAUCUGGAGCAGAACUUCGCCCGGGAGAUCGGGAACCUCGUGAAGAGUCUGAGAGAAGAGAAGGACGAGCUGGAGGCGGAGCUGCAGCUGAAGAUGGACCGCGAGACGAUGCUGCUCAGGACUCAGCUGGAGGAGGCGCGCUCGGAGAACGUCUCUCUGCAGGAGCGUCUGAGCGUCCGGCAGCAGGAGGUGCAGAGCCUGGAGGAGGAAGUCUCCAAGAGGAGGAGGAAGCUGGAGGAGAUGGAGUCAGACCACGAGAGGAGCAGAGAAGAAGAGGAGCGGCUGCACAAAGAGAACUCUGGGUACCGUGAGGAGGUGCUGUUGCUAAGCAGCAGGAACCUGCAGCUUAGCAACGAGAACGCUGAGCUGAGUUCUCUUCUCCAUGGAGACCAGGAGUCGGUCCGGAUGCUGCGGGAGCGCCUGGCAACCGUUGCUAAGGAGCAGGAAGAUGGAGGGGCCACGGUGCGGCGGCUGCAGGACGCGGCGCAGCAGCAGCAGAGAGAGAAGAUGCAGCUGCAGGCGGAGAGGAAGCAGGAGAGGAGGCUGCAGGAGACGGAGCUGAACAACUGCAAGGAGAAGAUGGAGCGUCUGUCUGGACUUCAGUCUGAGCUCAGCAGUUUGACUCUGAAGCUGCAGUGGAUGGAGGAGGAUAAACACAAACUGCUGAGGGAGGCAGAGGAGAGGAACAAGAAGGUGGAUGGUUUGGAGGCGGAGCUUCUUCAAGAUCAGCUGCUCUCCGUCAGCCAGGAGAGACAUGAGCACGCACAGGAAGUGACAUCACUGAACAGGAAGCUGCAGGACGCGCAGAGCACGCUGGAGGAUCUGCUGAAGGAGAAGGAGGCUCCGAGCUCCCUGCAGGAGGAGAACCUCAAGCUGAGAGUCCAGAACCAGGAGCUGCAGCACAAGCUGUCGGAGCUGCAGGUCCGCGGGCUGGAGCUCCACAAACUGACCCUGGAGCAGCAGAACCUGAAGAGCCGAGUCAGAGAGCUGCAGGAGGAGCAGAACCAGAACCAGGACCAG